Ilex paraguariensis (yerba mate) is the source of this 3009-nucleotide messenger RNA. The record is from the annotation of a GenBank genome assembly. NCBI's taxonomy places the organism in Eukaryota, Viridiplantae, Streptophyta, Magnoliopsida, Aquifoliales, Aquifoliaceae.
UUGUGUCUGUGUUGCAAUAAAUUUUCUGGGAUUUAAUCUCUUUUAGUCAAUUAUAUUACUUGAAAAUCCCUUUUGACAGGAGGUAUGAGAGAAAUCGUGACUAUCCAAGUUGGGAGUUAUGCCAACUUCAUUGGUUCUCACUUCUGGAACUUUCAGGUACAGGUUUCAUAUUGUAUUCAUCCUCCUUGAUGUUCAUGUUUGAUUUUUGACCAGUUCGUGUAUAAAUCACCAUUUUUGCAAUUAUACUAAUUUUCUUGCUUAGUAACUUGAUUGUCUAGCUUUUAGUAGCUUACAUUGUUACAUCGAUUAAUAUUUUUUGUUUUCUGUUUUUCCUGUUUCGGCUAUAUGACCUAAAUAUAUGGCUAUUAUUGAUGUGAGGUAGACAAUUUUUGUAGACACGGUUUAGGGUACCAAUGUUGUGUGUGACUCUUUUCUAUGGAGCAAUUUCACAUGAACUCAGGUACAAAACAUUGUACAAGACUUUUUACGAAAAAUAAAACAAAAGGGUUGAUAAUGUUGUAUGGGGUUUUUGGUCCCGAUCUAAUUCAUCUUUUUUAUCAAAAUUUUCGUGUAAUUUAGGAGUAAUAGUCAAACAUACCUAUUCCCCUGUCCUUUCAUGCUAAUGGGUUGCUCCAGACUCCAUAGUGAGGUAAAGUUUCGAGGUUACAGGUUAUGGCCUUCUAAUGAGAAGAUUCUUUUAAGCAUUUUUGUGCUCUGUCCGAAAAGCAGGUUUGGAUUGGUAGUUAAUGCUGAAUUUUACUCUCUCCUCAAGGUGUUUGAACUGUUAUAUGUUGAUUUGUGCCUGCUGAAGACAAGUGAAACUUAUGUUGACUUUGAAUUUGGAUUGCACCUUUUGUGGUGUGGAGGAUUAUCUCUUUUGAAGUUGGUAAGGAUUUGAGAAGGAAUAGGAACCAUCUUUUUUGAAACCUAGGAACCAUCAGCUAAUAAAAAAAAAACCUUAUUUUUUGUCAUUUUUGGCAAGAAAAAAAAAGUUAUAAAUUAGCAGCAGAUCGGAACAUAUUAUUAGCUAAGGGCAAGUGGAGAUUUGGGAAGGAUUUUAUACUGGGUUUUAUAGCAAUGGUAAGGUGGACGCUUGUUCAUUUCUGUGUUAAUGUGCAUGCACCUCACCUUAUUGCUUGCCAGCUGAUAAAGAGAUUUAUUUUUCGCUUACUCUUUUAUUCUCAAGUUUUGGGCUUCACAUGUGAUCUUUUAAGUUGACAAACUCCUGGCUUCAUUUACCUGCUCCCUGCUUUAUGUUAGUAUUGUUGAAUUCAUCUGUACAUUGCCAACAUGUGCUGGGGUGGUUGAAUUAUCUGCUGUUCUCAUUGCAAACAAAUACAUUGACCUCAUGUGCUCAAUUUGAAGGAUGAAUUACUUGGGUUGGCUGAGGACCCUCAGAGCGAUGAAGUGUUUAAGAAUCACCAUCUUGAUAUGGAUGUGCUCUACCGUUCUGGUGAAACACCACAGGGCAUUCUUACGUACACGCCUCGCUUGGUUUCCGUUGAUUUUCAAGGUUCUCUUGGAUCCGUGAGUUCAUGUGGUACACUGUACAAUGAUAUCCCAACUGUACGAUCUGAUGUUGUCACAUGGACUGGUAACAUCUCCACUCAUGCAACUGAACGCCGAACGAAGAACUUGUUCUUGCAAAGUUUAUACAAGGAAGAACAUAAAAGAUUGGGGAUGGAGAAUGGUGUGAAUGGUGGGAAGAAUGAUUCUGAGGGUGAAAUUCAAGAUAAGGACAUUGUAGAAUGUCUACAAGACGGUGUUCAAUAUUGGACAGACUUUUCAAAAGUCCACUAUCAUCCCCAGAGUUUGUUUGAAUUAACUGGACUAGGAAUGGACAUUAGGGAAUUCCAGAAUUAUGGAAUUGGAAGGGAUGCCUUCUCUGAGGCUUUACAAGGAGAAGAAAUAAUUGAGAGGCUUCGUUUUUUUAUAGAAGAGUGUGACCAUAUUCAGGGGAUUCAAUUUAUUGUUGAUGACUCUGGAGGAUUUUCUGGUGUGGCUGCGGAAUUUUUGGAGAAUAUUGUGGAUGAGUACACAAACGUUCCAAUGUUGCUCUAUAUGGUGCGGAGCCCGGGCUCUUACAUUAACCUCACAAGCCAGAAGCAGAGAAUCUCUCAGACUCUUCAUGAUGCAAUUUCAUUUGCAAAACUGUCAUCCUUGUGUAAAUUGAUCGUGCCUAUUGGUUUACCCUCCCUGAGUAAAACUUUCAGGUUUCUCCCCAUAAAAGACGAAAAGCCUUACUACUCCAGUGCAAUCUAUGCAUCUGCACUGCAUUCUAUUAGCCUCCCUUUCCGAAUGGAACCACUUGGUCCCACUGCAGAAUCGUCUUAUAUAUCUGGUGCUGUGGAUAUAUAUGGGGUCAUUCAAAUGUUAGCAGGCCAAGCUAGGCAAAAUAGUGUUGCUAUUCUGGAUGUUGCAAUGCCAGCUCCUCCCCUCAGUGGGGAACAGAUUGAGCAAUCUUUGUUGGGGAAUUUGCAGACAUUGACCCCAGAGACCGCAGAUAACAUGGGAGACUUGCAAGCAGUGGAAUCCAUGACUGUUCAUGGAGCUAUUGGUUCUGGAGGUCAGCAGGCGUCGGUUUCUGAAGUAAAGGACAGAGUUCAAGCUGCUUAUGAAAAUGCACUCACAAGGCCGAUGUUCUCUCAUCUGUCAGUGGCUCGUUGUCCUCUUCCAAUACCCUUGCCAUUUCCUUCAAUAUUUGGGAAUCUUGUUGGCCAACAUGGCGAGCUGUUAAGUAACCCAAUUUCAGGUUCCCCAUCAAGGGGAUCACUCCAUGUCCAUUCAAUCCCCAUGGCAGCAAGAUUGCGUUCUAGCACUGCUAUCUUACUGUUCUUGGAAAAGAGGUUGGCAAAUCUUCGGAGGUUUGGUAUGGAACGAGGUCUUGGCACCGAGAUAGUUAGAAGUUGGGGAUUUGGAAAGGAGGAAGUGGAAGACAUUGGAGAAACACUGUCUAAGAUGGUUACAACAUUGGAUCCUCGUUUGCAAGCAUCAUCAGAUUCAGAUUGA